Penaeus chinensis is the source of this 4908-nucleotide messenger RNA. RefSeq lists its product as uncharacterized. The coding region runs from base 172 to 4329 and encodes 1385 amino acids. The transcript has 26 exons. The record is from RefSeq and is a predicted model, not a curated record. Gene Ontology annotation, biological process: meiotic sister chromatid cohesion, centromeric; mitotic spindle assembly checkpoint signaling; protein phosphorylation. Gene Ontology annotation, molecular function: protein kinase activity; ATP binding. NCBI's taxonomy places the organism in Eukaryota, Metazoa, Arthropoda, Malacostraca, Decapoda, Penaeidae.
UGACAAGCGGCGGGUGCGCAUGCGCGGGCCUCGAGCUGGAGCAAAGUUUGAAUUCGCGAGACGUUGAGUGACUUUUCUCCCCACACGUCCCACUUUCGGUCUUUUUCAUGUGAAGAGUCAUUAUCCGAGAGUUCUCCAGCAGAGAGAGAGAGAGAAAGAAUCCUAGCCAACAUGGAUGAGGCAGAGGGAGCUGCUAACCGCUGGGAACUGAGUAAGGAGAACAUCCAGCCACUGAAGCAGGGACGGAAGGCCACCGUCUUGUCUGUGGCCCUCGAUGAGAGUGCUGCACGGAAGCUUAAUGCAGAGAGGCACGUUUUUGAAGAGGAAUUACGCACAUAUUCUGGAGAUGAUCCCCUGGACGUGUGGUACCGUUAUGUCCUUUGGGUCGAGCAGAACUACCCCAAAGGAGGUAAGGAGGGAAACAUCAUGAAGCUCAUCGAAAAGUGCGUCACUGCCCUACACACCAGCAAAGACACCCACAAGAAAUAUGACAAUGACUCUCGUUUCUUGGAACUCUGGAUUAAAUAUGCAAAUCUGUGUCCCAGUCCAGUGGAAAUCUAUCAGACACUGGAAGCCAAAGGAAUGUGUACAGGCCUUGCUGAAUUCUAUAUGAGCUGGGCAUGGGAGAUCGAGAAAGUGGGCAACUACAAGCGUGCAGAUGCAAUCUAUCAGAAGGGUCUCCAGUGUGGGGCUAAGCCAUUAGAUGUCCUGGAAGAUGCACAAAAAAAGUUCCAGAUGAGAGUUGCCCGCUCAACACUGGAAGGAAAGCUGGUGGAGACCGAUACAAGUUCCUCUGAAGCCCAGAGAGGUGCACUCACCUCUCUGAAACCUCAGGGACGCAAGCACCACGUCCCGACUGAACGUGUGGGAGCUAAUGUCAUUGGGCCUGCAGGAAGGGUAGCUGUUGCUCCCCCCACAAGCAACCGUGGUGGACCAUCAUUUCAGAUUUUCCAAGAUACAGGUGGCCAGUCAGUGGCUUCUCAGAGAGAAGGCUCUGGGGCAGCUCUGCCAAUCAGAACAGCAGUGAACAAGGAGAAUGUCAAAGACCCUGGUGUUUGGUCUAAGGCUAAAGCUUCCCAGAGAACCACUCCUGUUGUGGCUGUGGAAGACCUCAACAAAUACCAAAAGCCUGCAUUCUCAUUACAUGAAGAUGAUCAACUCUCUCAGCCCACAAUCACCCCAGCCAAACUCCCACAGACGAGUAAUGUUCUAAGCAUUCGCAAAAGAGAGUUUGAGGAGUGGAAUGUCCCCAUGUUUAUCUCCGAGCCCUUUGACCCAAAAGUCCAACCACAGUAUUGCAAACAUAAGGUGUAUUGUGGCACAGAGGAGUUCAGCUUUGAAGAGCUUCGGGCAGCUAAAUUUUUCAAGAAGCGUAAAGAGGAGGAGAAAAAGAAUGCUGAACUUCAACAAAUGCAGGAUAUGCUCAAGAAGCAAGAGGAGAUGAUCCAGCAGUUACUUCAGGAACGUCUAUCUCAGCAGAAGAGAGAGGAAUCUCAGUUAAGGGCUGCUGAGAUGGUCUCCCCAUCAGAACCUGCCUUGGAAAUCAGUUCGGUUAGAAGAAAAAGAGAAGACAGAAAGGCAGAGAAUAUGGGACGCAACAUCUAUCACGACAGUUGGGUAGCCAUUAACAAGUCGGUGAAUGCCUCUGUCAACUACUCGGUGAAUGUAUCUCAUCUUUUGGAUGAAAGUACUACCAGUGCAUUGCUACAGUGCCAGCCUGCAGUGGCCAGUCCUUGUAGCAAGGAAUCUUCCCAUGUGCAAGAACCUAGUUUGUCAGUGCCAGCGCCCCUCCCUACUAGUCGGGACAAUUCCAACCUGAGUUCCAGCAGCAACUCGCGUGGUCUUAAUAUCACUGACCCCACCGUCAACACCAAGAUGGCUAUGAACAUGAUCAAUGAAAUGUGGUCGGCGAGUCUUUUCAAAGAUGACCUCCAGCAGGACACCAACAGCCUGGGACAGACACCCGAACCUGAGCCCAAGGCAGCUGCGAAAGCAAGCGCACCCUUCUCUAUCUUCCAGGAUAGCAACCCUAGUCACAGUGGCAAGGAUUCAGACUCUGCCCCAUUCACUAUAUUCACUGAUACAUCUGAUAAGAAACCAGUGAAGAGUGAUCCAUUCAUGAUUUUUUCUGAUGAGGUUGAAAGCGCCCCCAAGAAGCAGGAAAUCAAACCGUGCCAGCCAUUUGCCAUAUUCUCUGAUGCCGAGGCCUGCAAAGUACCCGACCCAAAUGAUCUGUACCUUGAUGACAACGACGAGAACGACCCCCCGGCAGGUUUUGUUCAGCCAAAGGAAUUCCGAAGCACCUCUGGCAUCCUGCAACCUGCCACCAAUAUCCCUGUGCUGAUUGUGGAGGAGGCAAAUGAGCCAGAGGUGGAGGAGGAGAAAGUGGAGGGGGCUGUGGGUAGGGGUGAUGGGACUAGAGGGGACUUGGAAAGGGAUGAUGAUUAUCUAGAUGACAUUGUACCCUUGAAUGGAGGAAACCUGGCUGACUUGACCCUGAAGAUGCCCAAAAACCCUGAGGCUUUUGCCAAGAUGGCCAAGGUGGCAUCCACACCUGGGCCAUGGUCGCUUGGCUGUGUACCCCAGGCCACAACCAAUGGGGACGACUUCACCAUGGCUGUCCUCAAGAUUAGAGACCACUUCCCGGAAAUAAGAGAAAAUGAAGAGAAGGAAGACAGCGGAGAGCUCAUGCCUCCUCCUCCAAUCACCCAAGCUCCUCCCUCCUCGCCCAUCCCCAAGCCUACUCUCUCCCCCAUUAUGGAGGCUUCAAGAGAGUACAGGUCGUCUUCCACCUCCAGCAGUUCUGGCUAUUCCACCACAUCCACCACUCUUGGAGGCCACACUGUACAUGGGAUCACCCAACAAGGGGGUCUGUCCACCACACACAUUUCUCGCUCACGACACAACUCCCACACGCAGAUAGAGUUUGCUCUUGAGAAUGGAGGACCUGCUCAGACUGGAGACUUUACCAAAUCAGGAUAUUUAGCUGACAAAUCACGAGGAGAGAGCCUUGCUGAAACCAAACCAAGUUUUGCAACACAGUUUCGAGCCGAUGAUAAAGAUGACUUUGACCCACGCGAAGCAGCUGUCAUGCUAAUGAACAUGGAUGAAAUGCCACAGUCACUGGCAGAGUCUACCAGGAUAGAUGCAAGAGAACCUAGACAUGUUUCAGCUUGUAAGACACAAAAGCCAAAGCUACCUGAUGUGAUCAAUCCCUUUGAUGAGGACCUCCUACAAACUCUCCUGCUAAAUAUGGAACAGCCUGUUGAGGAGCGAGGAGGCUUUGUGCUGCAACAAGGAAAAAUGCCUCAAGUAAAGCCAAAUAGCCAGGUCACCCUUGGAGGCGAGAUGUUCCAUGUCCGGCGUCUACGAGGGGAGGGAGCCUAUGCCAAGGUGUACCAGGCCUCCACACUUGACCCCAUGAAUGUCACCAUCCUACCCUCUCUGGAUGACAGUGACGAUGAAGAUGAGGAGGAGGAUGACGAGAAACAGAUGAUUCUGAAAGUUCAAAAGCCAUUCUGCCCAUGGGAGUUCUACAUUUGCCAUGAACUCCGUGAGCGGCUGAAGGCUGAAGAUGCAUCCCUUAACAUGCUAGACUCAGUCAUGAGAAUAAACAGGGGCUACUUCUAUAAUAAUGGGUCAAUCCUGGUGAACCAGUACCACAAGUAUGGUACAAUACUGGACAUUGUGAACAGAUACAAGGUUGCUGGUAAGACUGUGCCAGAAGAACUAGCCAUGUAUUUCAUGGUGGAGGUUCUGUCUAUCCUAGAGGCACUGCACAGCUGCAACAUAAUCCACGCUGACAUAAAGCCUGACAAUUUCCUGAUCCGCAACACCCCAGUCAUAGAUGCAACGGCAAGCUCCCCUGCUGAGAUGUUUGCAAGCUGUCCAUCGUCUGUCAAACUGAUUGAUUUUGGUCGAAGCAUUGACAUGCAGUUGUUUCCAGAGGGAACUACCUUUGUGGAAAAGGUAACAACAGAAGGCUUUAGUUGUUGUGAAAUGAGAGAAGGCAAGCCUUGGACCUACCAGACUGACCUCUAUGGAGCUGCAGCAAUAGCUUUCUGUCUUCUCUUUGGUUCUUAUAUGGACGUCAAGAAGAGCAUGAAUGGCCAGUGGGAACUGAAGGGUGUCACUCUUAAAAGGUACUGGAAGAAGGAGCUGUGGCAGUUGGUCUUCUCCACGCUGCUGAAUGUACCCUCCUGCUCAGCCGUUCCUAGUCUAUCUAAGCUCAAGCAAAAAAUUAUGACCACCUUCUUUGAGAAUGGCAUGCAAAACGAGUUCAAUGUGAAAGUUCAGCAACUGUUCACCAUGAUGAUUCAAAAGAGCUGAGAACGAGUCACAGGCUGUCGAGAGAUUUGAGCCUGCGCCAUGACGAAUUCGUAUGGAUGGUUUUUAAAUGAUAACUUACAGGUGAAGCAAAGUGAUACAAGAUACCAGUUAGAUAUUGUUAUAAGUCGAGUGUGAAUUAUUUUUUUAGUGACCCUAUGCAAACUGUCAUAGGAAAUGGUAUAUAUAGUGCAUAAUUCAUACACGCUUGUUACUCAAAGUUCAAAGGUAAUGUGCCUUCACCACAGUUGAAAAGUUUAUUUUUUAAGGAAAUGCUUCGGCAAUGUUUUGACAUAGAUCUUAAGGUCUUGACUAAACUUUUCUAUUGUCCUAUUGUUACCAAAGUCUGAAUUGGGCCUUCAUCUUUUCUGUCUUUUAUUUCUUCUUUUAAUUUCAGAUGAUUAUGUUAUUUUAUAUGGUUUACAAGCACAAAACUGUAUUUUUUUUGUAUAAUACACUGAAGUGAGGAUAUAACUUGUAAUACAAACUGUGUCAAAGACUGAAGCCUUGCAUAAAUUGAAUUUUUUAAGGCUAAGAUGUAUCUGUAUUUUUUAUGCAACAAAUAAAGAACAAAUUCAUAUA